UCUAGGUUCAGUUUGUCAGUCAUCUCUGAGAUAUAAAUACAGCUGAGAGACGUCAGAUUUCAGAUCGUUUCUGCAGAACUCUGAUAAUGAAGCUGCUGUCUGUCUUCAUCCUGGUUCCUCUGGUGACCAGCUGUUCGGAUCUGGUCCUCCCUCUGGACUGCAGAGACCUGUAUGUUCAGGACAGCAGCCGGCCCAGUGGAGUUUACACCAUCUACCCCAUCGGAGCCACGUCAGCUGUCCAGGUGUUCUGUGACAUGGACUCACUACAAGGGCAGUGGACCGUGUUCCAGAGGAGGAUKGACGGCUCGGUGAACUUCUACAGAUCCUGGGAUCGGUACAAGAUGGGCUUUGGAAAUGCUGCUGGAGAGUACUGGCUCGGUCUGGAGAACCUGUUCCACCUGACUCAGAGGAAAAAGUAYGAGCUGCUGGUGGACAUGGAGGACUUCGAAGGAAACAAGUCGUACGCUCGGUACUCCUCGUUCUCCGUCGGACCAGAAUCUGACGGCUACAGACUGCACCUGACUGGGUUCAUCAACGGAGGGGCAGGAGACUCUAUGAGUCACAUCAGUGGAGAAAAGUUCUCUACGUUCGACAAAGACCAGGACACCUGGGAGAAGAACUGCGCUCAGUCGUUCAUCGGGGCCUUCUGGUACUCCAACUGCCACUCUUCAAACCCUAACGGACUUUACCGCUGGGGGGCCGACGGGUCUCUGAACGCUGUUGGAGUGGAGUGGAUCAGCUGGAAGGGACGGGACUACUCCCUGAAGGCCAUCAGCAUGAAGAUCCGCCCCGUGGAGUAAACCUGCAGAACCACGGUCCAGAACUUCAUCCACACGUGGAGCAAACUGUACCUGGGAUUAAAACUGGACUCUACUCUGAGUUCUUCCUGAAAACUCAACUUACGACUAAAGCUAUAUUAUCAUUUGUUCAGAUAAAAUGUUUUUAUUUCAGUUAUGUUCAAUAUUUUACUGUUUUAUGAUUGGACGGAGAUGACUUGUUACAUUUUGGGGCAGAAUGGAAGUCAGAAUCUGUCCAUGGGCCUAGAACAAAGUCUGUUUGUAAAUCUUUUAUCUAAUAAGUGUAAGAAAAAACACUUCCUGUUCCUCUGCUGGCGGGAGUCCAGCUCCAGUUUCUUGUUUUAGAGAUGUCCGAAGGUUCAAAUCAGCUGAAAGUUUCUCCACAUUUAGUUUUUCCUUUAAAWGUCUGUUUAUUUGUAGUCUGGUUGUGCAGAAACACUGAAGUUUGCUGUAUGUAAAAUACCCUGUCAUGUUCUAUUAAAKUCAAAUAACCUSAUGUAAAAAACAUGAUGUUAAUAAAUAAUCUGACAAUAAACGAGAUGAGAUGAUCA
Austrofundulus limnaeus is the source of this 1348-nucleotide messenger RNA. Its product is annotated as microfibril-associated glycoprotein 4. The coding region runs from base 87 to 800 and encodes 237 amino acids. Gene Ontology annotation, molecular function: extracellular matrix structural constituent; protein-macromolecule adaptor activity. Gene Ontology annotation, biological process: blood coagulation; blood coagulation, common pathway; platelet aggregation. The transcript is spliced from 6 exons. The record is from RefSeq and is a predicted model, not a curated record. Gene Ontology annotation, cellular component: fibrinogen complex. Lineage: Eukaryota; Metazoa; Chordata; Actinopteri; Cyprinodontiformes; Rivulidae.